AUGGACAAAGCAUAUCCAUUAAGUACUCCAAUGGUUGUUCGAUCACUUGAUGUAAGUAAGGAUUCAUUCCAACCUAUAGAAGAGGGUGAAGAGAUUCUUAGUCCCAAAGUACCAUAUCUUAGUACUGUUAGUGCACUUAUGUACCUCGUUAAUGCAAAAAGGCCAGAUAUAGCAUUUUCUGUUAAUUUGCUAGUGAGAUAUAGUUCUUCCCCUACGCAAAGACACUGGAAUGGAGUUAAGCAUAUAUUGAGGUACCUAAAAGGGACUAUUGAUAUGGGUCUAUUUUAUACUAACAAAGCUAGUCCAGAUCUUGUUGGUCAUGCAGAUGUAAAUUAUUUAUCUGACCCACAUAAAGCACGAUCUCAGAUAGGCUAUGUGUUUACAUACGGAGGUACUGCAAUAUCAUUGCGAUCGACGAAGCAGUCCAUUGUUUUUACUUUUUCUAACCAUGCUGAUAUAAUAGUGAUUUAUGAAGCAAGUAGAUAA
Molecule: messenger RNA, 486 nt
Organism: Capsicum annuum
Lineage: Eukaryota; Viridiplantae; Streptophyta; Magnoliopsida; Solanales; Solanaceae
Product: secreted RxLR effector protein 161-like
Exons: 1
Coding region: 1-486 (161 amino acids)
Source: RefSeq, a predicted model, not a curated record